AUGGACACGCACAUGAAGAGGAAAGUCCGGGAGGAAGGGGAGGGGGACAGCGCCAUGGCGUGUGCCCUGGUCAGCCUUGAGACCCACUCAGGGCCAAGCCUCCCUGUCAGUGAAAGCCCAGCCUUGCAGAUCCUCAAGAGCUUGCCCCACCUUGAGAGGGGGCCGAGGAGGGAGGUGCGCAGGGCCUGGGACAGCAGCCUUGCAGUCGAGAACCUGCUACCCCUGACACCCCAGCAGCUGGCAGCCUUCCAGGACGUCUUCAAACUGUUCAGCUCUAGCUUGACAGGCACUGUGGACAUGCGCAUCAUGCAAGCUGCCCUGCACAACGUGGGUGUCCAGCUGAGCCCACAGGAGAUGUGUGAGGCCCUGCGGCAGGCAGACUUGGACAGUGAUGGAACCCUAAGCUUCAAAGACUUCCUGGGUGUCCUCACCGGCAGCCACCGCCUGGCCCAGUGCUUGGGCCAGGUGAGGAACAGCCGGUUCGGUGACCCCCAGGGCCUGCAGACUCUGUUCUUAGAGAUGCUGUUCAAGCUGAUGAGCCAGGGGUUCGUGCCCUCCAGUUCAGUGCAGGAGGUGAUGAGCUACUACUCCAAGAGGCAGCAGGCUCUGCGGCUGAACCCAAGCUGGAAAGGCCCCUCCCGCGGCCACGGCCGCACCGCGCGCGCUUACGCGGACCUCACCUUCUUCCGCCAGGCCGCGCGCCUCGGCGGCCUCUCCAGCGCCGAGCUGGCGCGCUCGCUGCACAGACUGCACAAAGCAGGUACGCACAGCCCCUACUCUCAGAUACCGAACCUGGCCCGGCGGACGCGCACAGAACGCAACACGCGGAACCGAGCCCCGCGCCCCGACGUCCGACUUUCCAAGUCCUACCAGCCCAGCCGCCCCAAGCUCCGGCCGAACCGGGGGCCCCUCAGCCAAGGUGAAAGCGGGGAAGGAGGCGGGGGUUCGUGA
Ceratotherium simum simum (southern white rhinoceros) is the source of this 951-nucleotide messenger RNA. The record is from RefSeq and is a predicted model, not a curated record. NCBI's taxonomy places the organism in Eukaryota, Metazoa, Chordata, Mammalia, Perissodactyla, Rhinocerotidae.